AUGUCUGGAAGAGCAACUGGGGCACCUCUGAGCGAGGUGGCGAGUACUUUUGGCACCGGGAACAGUGACCCUGACGUCGCCCCAUUGCACGCGGAAGAAUCAAGGGAUGCACUCUAUGUCCACCCCGAGGCACGCACCCUGUUCAAUAAGUUCCCGUGCCUCCGCUACGUUCCACUGUUCGGAACUGCGACGGAGGGAUACGGGCCCAAAGCGGUUCUUUCACUAGCCAUGUCGUACUUUCUAUGCAAAGGUUUGGCAGACUAUUUUGUUCGACAGUCCCUUUAUGCAAUGUUCACACGACGUUUCGGUGUGGAUGGCAUGACUUACCAGCGGUUGGCGAAUGUGGGUGGGAUGGGUUGGUCGAUCAAGCCGCUGACGGCGGUGGUGAGUGACAUGUUUCCAUUCUUUGGGUAUAGCAAGCGAUGGUAUAUGUUUGUCUCCUGCAUUGUAGGCUCCGCCGUUUCCCUCGGUUUUGGUCUCCUGCCUCCUGUUUCUGGAAGUGCCCAAUUGGGCGCAGGUCUGGUGUUCGUGACUUGUUUCACGAAGGCGAACGUGGACAUCCUGUUGGAGGGUCACUACAGCCGCAUGAUGCGUCGUCUGCCUGGGCCCGGACCUGCGCUUGUGAGCUGGAUUUGGUGGUUCGUCAUAGCUGGAUCGCUGGUAUCUGUCUCGGUCGUAGGUCCUUUGGGUGAUGCUGGCUAUCCACAAAUUGCCUCCUUUCUCGCCACGGGGCUGCAGCUUUUAACGUGCGUUUUCUUUAUUUUUAACUGGGUGGGUGAGCUUCCUAACCGCGUGGAGCGCCUGGAAGAUGCUCGCGUUCUUUACGAAGAGAAUUUGAAGGAGCAAGCGGCUUCUGCGGAGGUCGUGGCCAAAACAGUCUCAGAGAAUGGAAGUGAUGGUGAUGCUGAGCCGUAUUCCCUUGAUGAUGCAGUCAUGGUGGGCUAUGAUACUUCGACAUACCACGACGUACCUGAAAAUGCACUUCUUCCGUUUGAAUUUGUGGAGCCUCGUUCAUGUUGCUGCGGAGUGUUUGAAAUCAAUGACGAGGUCCGCCGUCGCAACCUGCGUGUGACAGUGUACUCUCUGCUGAUGGUGUGCUGUGUCAUCAGUGUCGCUGCCGUCUCGAUCGCCGGAACCAGGGACCAACUUCUGUACACCGCCAUUGCGGUCUCCGUUGCACACUGUUGUUGCAAUUUUUAUGCAUUACCACUGAUUGUUGCGAAGGCUAACUUGUUCGGUUACUUGCAGAAGGCAUCAGCUUUGCAAUUCCCCGGAUCAAUUACGAGUUUUUAUACGGCGCAACCUGACUGCGUUCCUGAUGGACCGCACUUCAACCUCUUCUUUUACCAGACAGUGGGAGGAUUGAUUGGCAAUUUCGCUUCCAUUGUCGGUAUUGUGAUGUUCAACUACGUCUUCUCCAAGCGGACAUACCGGAUGACCUUCGUUGUAACCGUUCUUCUUGGUAUCGUGGCAUCAUUCUUUGAUCUCAUCAUUGUGAUGCGUUGGAACAGCCCGAGGGUCAGCGAUCAUGCGGUGUAUAUUCUGGGUGAUGCUAUUGUUUCCGAGGUGAUUACGAUGCUGAACUGGAUGCCCAUGAUUGUGCUGCUCUCACAGCUGUGCCCCAGAGGAAGUGAGAGUACAGUGUACGCCAUUCUCGCCGCCUCCGCUAACCUUGGACAAUCCAUGGCCUCCAUCAUUGGCUCCCUGAUCAUGGAGUACAAGUUGCCAGUGGCGACGGAGGUUCCGUGCGACUUCUCUAACUUGCGCUGGCACAUCAUUAUUGGUGGUUUUCUGGCCCCGUUGGUGCAGAUACCCCUCACGUUCCUCCUCAUUCCCUCUGCUCGCAUGUGUGAUAGGCUCCAGAUUGACGGUACAUCAGUGAAACGGGAGAAAGACACCCCGAUGGAGCCAAUCUCCGCCGAGGAUGAGCCACAGACGACGGCAGGAGAAGCGAAUGACAAGCGAGAAGAAUAA
Trypanosoma grayi is the source of this 1974-nucleotide messenger RNA. RefSeq names its product pteridine transporter. The transcript has a single exon. Lineage: Eukaryota; Euglenozoa; Kinetoplastea; Trypanosomatida; Trypanosomatidae. Gene Ontology annotation, cellular component: membrane. Bases 1 to 1974 code for a protein of 657 amino acids. The record is from RefSeq and is a predicted model, not a curated record.